ACCUCUGUCGUGAGCCGCGAAAACGAAACUUUUGGCACGCGCGGUUACUCAGCAGCAUCACGAAGAUAUGGGAGACGUGCAGAAAAAGCUACAGGAGCUUUCCGAUAGCUAUCAGAAUCUUCAAGCAGAGCUUUCGACGGCUGUAGAAGCACGGCAGCAACUCGAGUCCCAACAGCAGGAGAAUACUACAGUGCAGAAGGAAUUCGCCAUUCUCAGUGAUGAUGCAAACAUCUACAAGCAGAUAGGACCAGUGCUACUGAAGCAGGACAAGACAGAAGCUGUGAUGGCAGUAAACGGGCGCCUGGAAUUUAUCGAAAACGAGAUCAAGCGAAUUGAGAAGCAGAUCACAGACAUUCAAACCAAGAGUGAGAAGUUCAAGAUGGAGAUCAUCCAGAUACAACAAGCGGCGCAGCAAUCACAGCAAGCAGUAGCAUCAUAGUGCAUUCAUGUAGACAAAACUCAAAAUAAGAUACCCAAUUCGAUUGCAUUGGUCAACCAAG
This is a messenger RNA of Dothidotthia symphoricarpi CBS 119687, 500 nucleotides long. RefSeq names its product Prefoldin beta-like protein. Gene Ontology annotation, molecular function: protein-folding chaperone binding. Lineage: Eukaryota; Fungi; Ascomycota; Dothideomycetes; Pleosporales; Dothidotthiaceae. Gene Ontology annotation, biological process: protein folding; chaperone-mediated protein complex assembly. The record is from RefSeq and is a predicted model, not a curated record. Gene Ontology annotation, cellular component: cytoplasm; prefoldin complex. The transcript is spliced from 5 exons. Bases 68 to 439 code for a protein of 123 amino acids.